Messenger RNA from Prorocentrum cordatum, 207 nucleotides. Lineage: Eukaryota; Dinophyceae; Prorocentrales; Prorocentraceae. The record is from the annotation of a GenBank genome assembly.
AUGGGCGGGCUGGAGGCCACCAUCUCCACCGCCAAUGCCGAUGGCUCCAUCUGUGAUGGUCGUGCAGCAGCAGCCCACGGUCGUGCAGUCGCCCGACGAACAGCCCGUGAUUGUGCAGCUGCCUUCCCAUCCAGGAGCCUCGCUGUGCCCGGCGUGGUUGGCGCCGCCCCCGCGGCGAGCGGCGCCGCCGCCCGGCGCGGGCGCCGC